This is a messenger RNA of Phytophthora nicotianae INRA-310, 1660 nucleotides long. RefSeq lists its product as hypothetical. The record is from RefSeq and is a predicted model, not a curated record. The transcript has a single exon. Gene Ontology annotation, biological process: CDP-diacylglycerol biosynthetic process. Gene Ontology annotation, cellular component: plasma membrane. Gene Ontology annotation, molecular function: phosphatidate cytidylyltransferase activity. Lineage: Eukaryota; Oomycota; Peronosporomycetes; Peronosporales; Peronosporaceae. The coding region runs from base 16 to 1584 and encodes 522 amino acids.
CAGACUCGUGACAUCAUGGCGUUUAAUGGCGUAGAAAGAUUCAUUGGCGUGUAUCACACUACCACUACAGACAACAUCAGACCCGUGACUGUGUCACCUGAAGAGAUGCAGAACUCUCCACAGGCAAAUUUUCCCUACCUGGAGGAGCAGAUUGGGCCGUUAAUGGAAAUUCAACGUUCCAGUCGACAAUGGAGCGACUUUUUCCGUCGCAAUGCAGUACAACGCAUUAUUUCAGCGACGGUAUUGGCACCAGCAGUAACGAUUUUUCUGUGGUUGUCACCAGCGUUUGCAACCACGACGGUCUGCAGCUUCAUGAUCAGUACGUGUGCGUACGAAUACGCGUGUCUGGCCAACCGUAUCCGACUGCGAAUUCUCACUCAGAUGAAGGUGAUGGAGGGACUAAUGAACGACAGUGAGCGUCGUUUGGGCAAUUUUACGUCACUGAAUAACACGCGUAGCAACCACAGCGUCACGAGCAGCAGGGACUCCGAAGUUGAUCCUGAACCGCCUUCACCUGUUGAGAGUGUUAUCUCAAUUAACUCGAUACGGACGAGAACGAGAACUUCACAGCCGGAUGCGAGGGCAAUCCAGGAAGAACGGGAGAACCGUGAGAUUGCGAUUGUGGACGAUGAAUUGAGAGAUCAGGAGGACAGGAUACACCGCUGUGCCGUAACUGGUGUCGCAGUGCAGUAUUUUGAAGGACAUGUGUGGUGGGCAGCAGCUUUUGUGUCGAUUCCUGUGUGUAUGGUGACAUCUGCUGUGUUUUUGCUAUCGAUCCAGUGGGUGGAUACGUUCGAAUCGACCGAGUUUUAUACGUAUCGGUGGUUUUUUGCCAUCCCGACGGGGUAUGUGGUCGCGCUGUGUGCGUGUUUGACGCCGGAUUGGCAGUACUCGGUGAUCACGUUGAUAAAAUACGGCGUCUUCACCAUUCUAACGUUACAUUCGACAGCAUGUCCGAUGAACGAACUGGACUGUAAUUUACUGAUGGGUACAUCAGAGAUUUUCCUCGGUGGGAUGGUAGUUAUCCUGGUAUUUCGUUUUGCUUCGACAUCUGGUAAGGCUGAGGCUUUCGUAAGCUUUAUGCUGGAUAUCGUUGGGUUAUUAUACGUGACUGGAACACUGUCGAUCCUAGUGGCUUUCGUCGAUGAUAACCACCGCACUUUAUACCGUAAAUUACUAAUUGCGUUGCUUUACAUCGUCUGGGCGUCCGAUACGGGAGCAUAUCUAAUUGGUAAAGUUCUCGACUACUUCCACUACCCGUACUACAAUCCCCUAGCAGCGCACUUGUCGAAGAACAAGGACUAUGAAGGCACUCUGGGCGCGAUCAUCUUCGGUAUCAUAACUAUGGUAGUGGCUUCCGAACUAUUGGACUUGCCCGGCUCUUUCGAGAUGAAAGUUGGUUUUACAGUUUUAGCAGUCGUCGUCGGACGAAUGGGUGAUUUAUUUGAGAGCUUGUUAAAGCGAGCUGCGGGGGUCAAAGACUCUGGAACGCUCAUCCCUGGUCAUGGAGGCGUAUUGGAUCGGAUCGACGCGCUCAUGUUUGCCACAAUCGUUUUCUCACGCUACUACGCUUUGCAGUCUUGAGAAGCCCGUUUCAGCAGAUUUAGGUGUUUAAUCCCUUCAAUCGACGUUGAAAUUAUUUUUGUUUAGACAUGUUUAA